UCCACUAGUCUCUUAUAUUGUGCCUCCAAAAACUCAAUUAAUCAGUCAUAUUUCAUCAUGUUUAGCACAGCUCUAGGUGUGGUAGGGCAGGUGACCAGUACAGUCACCACAAGUGCUCAGCACCUCAUUGAUGGGGAGCCAAUUGAUCAGCACCUCAUUGAUGGAAAGCCAAUUAACCUCUUUACCAUGUCCGAUUCCAAUGUCUUGGAGCAUAUAUCAGCAACCCAUACCCAUUCCCAUCCAGACAACUCCUUAGACGUUGAUUCUCUCUUUUACACCGUCCAAAACAUCAUCAAGCGUUCAGCACAGAUUGUCGAUAGCACUGUGCAGGGGACCCAAGUUCAUGUGGAAACCAUAGAGGAGAAGCCACCAAAAUCCAACUUCAGUUCACCAUUAUGCACUCUCAGGACCAUUGGCUGCGAGCCUCCUGGAGAAGAAAUUGCCCUGAAAUCAACUCUCUCAAUACUCAACAAUCUCUCAGACUACUCAUGGGAUGCAAAGGCAGUGCUGACUCUGGCGGCUUUCGCUUUGGAAUACGGAGAAUUCUGGCACCUUGUCCAGCUUCAACAAUCUGACCAACUCGCCAAAUCAUUAGCCAUCCUUAAGAGAGUUCCAAUCAUUACUCUCAAUCCUGCCAACCUCCAAAAACGCAGGCAUGCCAUUGUUGAGCUAAAUGGUCUAAUCAAAACCACUCUUCAAGUGGUCGAGAACAUCUUCGAGCUCCAGGAUCUCUCUACUCGUUAUUUUAAAGAUGUAGCAGGAUUGGCGACAGCAUUGCAAGAAAUCCCUGUGGAUGUCUUUUGGGUAAUCAUUUCCAUUGUAGCUUGUGCUACUAAGAUUACCAUCCUCACCAGUGAUGAGGACAAGCAUCAUGAUCUCACACCCUAUGCUGAAAAGAUUCACCAUAUCUUCAGUAAACUGAAGAUUCAGCUAGUAAAAUGCAAGAAACAAAUUGAGGAGCUUCAUAACUUUACGAGACUAUGUAUACUUUUUAGGAGCUGCACCGCAAUCUUGCCCAUUCUCAAAGCCCUGGUCUUUCCCAAGGAUGAUUUGCAGCCUAUAAUUGAUGGUUCCACUAAGACAACGGUUGCCAUCGAUAUCUUGAGGAGGAAAAAUGUGUUACUCUUCAUUUCUAGGCUAGACAUCUCCGAAGAAGAUAUCAACAUUCUGAAACCAAUUCAUGAAGGAAUCAAGAACAACAAUCUUUACAAUAUUGUUUGGAUUCCAAUAGUAGAGCAGUGGACCGAGGAACUUAAAAAGAAGUUCGAGAUCUUAAGGAGUAAGAUGCCAUGGUAUGUUGUGCAAUACUUUUCUCCCAUAGCAGGUUUGAGAUUCAUCAAGCAAGAAUGGAACUUCAAGGGUAAGCCAAUCGUCGUGGUGCUCAACGUGCAUGGAAGGCCCAUAAAUCUUAAUGCUUUGGACGCAAUUCGCAUAUAUGGAAUGAAAGCCUUUCCUUUCGAUACGAUCACGAUCGAUGGUAUUACAGUUCAUCCUAAUUGGAUCGAACCUAUAGUCAACAACAUUGAUCCAACUAUUCCAAUUUGGAUCAAAGAGGAAAAGUACAUUUUCUUUUAUGGAGGGAAGGACAAUGAUUGGAUCCAACAGUUCAGAAAGAGUGCUCAAACCGUGGUUGACCCUGUCCUUAAAGACGCAAAGAUCAACAUAGAGUUAUUUGGUGUUGGAAAAGGCAGCAAAGGAGGUGAAGAUUUGGGUAUUAUAGAGAGAUUCUGGAAAGGGAUUGACAGCUUGUUCUUCACCCAGAUUCAUCAUCAGCAUGUGGACUCUGUGUCAAAGGAAGUCCAAAAGCUGCUUUCCUAUAAGAACGAGAGCGGUUGGGCUCUGCUUAGCAAAGGGUCCAAAGUGGUGGUCACUGGCCAUGGAUUCACAAUCUUGAGGGUGGUGGAUGAGUUCGAGAAAUGGAAGGGCCAGAUCAAAGAGAAGGCCUUUGAGACUGCUUUCAAGGAGUACCAUAACAAUGUUCUUUCUAUUAUUCGCCAUUGUAGCCGCCUCGACAUCCCAAAUGAUGCCGGAAAGGUGCCGGAGACCAUGCCAUGCCCUGAGUGUCAUCGUGUUAUGAAGACUUAUACCAGCUAUAAGUGUUGCCACGUUGAUGAUCCUCUCGAGGCACACCAUUGAAAUGGAUGUUUAAUUUGGAGAAACGGCUAUCUCUCUCUUCUAGUUGAAGGUUUAAGAAAGGCAUUUGGAUAUUGCCACUUGUAAGAUAUGCGUUAUGUGAAUGUGAUGUGCACUAGUUGGUAGCAUUACAAUAAAUUGGUAAUCUUUAUUGUGUUGAUAAUAAGAUUGCCACUAAAUAAUGUGAAGAAUGGAGUGUGGAAUGUGGAGUAUGUCUCUCUGUAGUAUGGAAAUGCUAUCUUAGUGUUUUCUACAAAUUAAA
Messenger RNA from Ziziphus jujuba (common jujube), 2395 nucleotides. RefSeq names its product protein SIEVE ELEMENT OCCLUSION B. The record is from RefSeq and is a predicted model, not a curated record. Gene Ontology annotation, biological process: phloem development. NCBI's taxonomy places the organism in Eukaryota, Viridiplantae, Streptophyta, Magnoliopsida, Rosales, Rhamnaceae.